AUGUCAUUAGAUCCAUUAUUUCGACGAAUGUCCAUGAUGGUUGCUAUGUUUGCUUUUAUUGGUGUUGUACUUGGUGGUAUUGCAUUGUUAACUAAUUAUUGGACAAUGGAAAAUGUUUCAUCACCAGGUAUGCCUAUUCCAACAGCAAAUGGAACUGUUGUUAUUAAUGAAAAAUUUGAUUGGACAUGGAAUGGUUUAUUUUAUAUGUGUACAUCACGUGCAAAUGUUGCAUGUAUGAGACGUUUUUGGACAACAACAUUUGUAUUAUGUUUAUUAGGUUUAAUGUGUUUAUUAGUUGGUGGAAUUUUUUCAAUUUGGGAAAUGUUUAAAACAAGUGAUCGACGUUUUGCUAUCCCAAUGUUACAUUUUGUUGCUUGUGUUUUAAUGACAGCUGGUCUUUUUGAUUAUGGUUCAAUGGCACGACUUAAUUCUCAUUCAUCACGUUCAAUGAUUUCGGCUAUUGUUUUUGCUUAUGCUGCUUUACCUAUUUCAGCUUUUAUUGCAGGUCGUUAUUCAGCAUAUGAUCGUUAUGUAAAUAAUGGUCAUGUUCAUAAUGGACAAAAAUAUGUACCUGCUUCAACAAAUGGAAACUAA
Molecule: messenger RNA, 594 nt
Organism: Rotaria sordida
Lineage: Eukaryota; Metazoa; Rotifera; Eurotatoria; Philodinida; Philodinidae
Source: the annotation of a GenBank genome assembly